This is a messenger RNA of Cyphellophora attinorum, 3243 nucleotides long. RefSeq names its product Phosphatidylserine decarboxylase proenzyme 3. Lineage: Eukaryota; Fungi; Ascomycota; Eurotiomycetes; Chaetothyriales; Cyphellophoraceae. The record is from RefSeq and is a predicted model, not a curated record. Gene Ontology annotation, molecular function: phosphatidylserine decarboxylase activity; calcium ion binding. The transcript is spliced from 4 exons. The coding region runs from base 1 to 3243 and encodes 1080 amino acids. Gene Ontology annotation, biological process: phospholipid biosynthetic process.
AUGGUCCAUAUCUCGCUGCCGCACCGCCUCAGCGGUCUGCCCAAGAGGGACAAAGAGUCUGCCUCUACGACGGGCAGCACCCAAAACAGCAGGAGACCAAGCCCGUCGCGGGGACCUAGUCAAGCCUCAAGCAUCUACAGUGUUGAAAAGCCUCUGAUACUCCGAGUAUAUGUCAUCAAGGGUCGCAACCUUGCUGCCAAAGACAGAUCAGGCACCUCGGAUCCAUACCUGGUGGUGUCAUUGGGACGAGAAAGACAGCAGACGCCCUACAUCAGCAAGACUCUAGAUCCAGAAUGGAAGAUCUGCCUCGACAUGCCACUGACGGAUGUGCCCCUCGUAGAGUUUGUCUGCUGGGACAAGGACCGUUUCAAGAAAGACUACAUGGGCGAGUUCGACAUUGCAGUUGAGGAACUGUUCAACAAUGGCAAGAUCCAAACAGACCCCAUGUGGUUCAAGCUCAAGUCAAGGAGACGAGAAGGCAAGCGCCAGGACAUUGUUUCGGGCGAAGUCCAAGUCCGCUUCUCCCUGAUCGACUCAGCCAACCCGUCCGCAUCCCCGGAGGAGAUCCUUAAGAAGUUCCGGACCGUUCUGAAGAUGGCAGAGGAGGAUGACGAUCUCUCACGCGUCUCAACCAACGCCGAUGACGACGAUGAUAACGAGAGCCUCGCUGACGACCUGGACGAUACCACAGAGCAGGAACUUGGACCAACAACGUCAGGAUCGAUGAGUGUACGCGAUUAUGAUUUCCACGGAACAGCGAAAGACGUUGCGGGCGUUAUCUUCCUUGAGAUCGUCAAAGUUACAGAUCUGCCUCCAGAGCGCAACAUGACACGGACUUCCUUCGACUGUGAUCCAUUCGUUGUGACUGCCCUCGGCAGGAAGGUCAUGCGUACCAGAGUCAUUCGUCACAAUCUAAACCCGGUCUUCAACGAGAAGAUGGUCUUCCAGGUGAACACAAACGAGACUGGCUACUCCCUGACCUUCAGCAUCAUGGAUAAAGACAAUAUGUCAGGCAAUGACUUUAUUGCAUCCGCUUCUUUCGCCGUCCCAACACUUGUUGCUACCGCGCCCAGCCAAGAUCCAGACACAGGUCUGUAUGAUCUUCCUGAACCGCCAGAAUAUUCACCCGCUGUCCAGAAGAAGGAAGGCAGAUCCCGAUUCCGGAUACCUCUGUCACGCAGUGCGUCUACUCAGAGUCUAACAAAGGCCGCCCGGCCCAGCCCCAAACGCGAUGACUCUUCCUUCUCGGUCAAAAAUGGCAUGUUCGGUGAACCUUCACCUCCAGAGCCAUCAAUGCUCGCUGCCACAAGUGCUGCGGCGCCUGUUGGGAUCGCAGCCCCUACUAGCAGUCCAUACAAUGGCGGGAACGGUGGCAACGGAGCGUCGAGCCGGGACGAUAUCACGACUGAAGAAUCAGGCCUCGAGAUGUACGACAUUCCUUUGGUUCUGAAGAACAAGGAUCGGUGGGAAGCCAAACAUACGCCCAUGAUGCAGAUCAAAGCUAAAUUUGUUCCAUACACGGCGCUACGCCAGCAAUUCUGGCGAGCCAUGCUGAAGCAGUAUGAUGCCGAUGACAGCCGCCGGAUCAGCAGGAUCGAGCUAUCGACCAUGUUGGAUACUAUCGGAUCGACUUUGAAAGAGUCCACAAUCGAUGGCUUCUUCGAACGCUUCGCGAAAGAAAACGAGGCUUCUGGACUGGACGACCUGACCUUUGACCAGGCAGUCAUCUGUCUUGAGGACGCCCUCGAAAAGACAGCCUCACGAAAGGAGACCUUGGCCGAGAAGGCUGUGCGACUGGUUCACAAGCCUUCGAACGCGUCCAACACCACCGGGUCCAGUUCAAGUGAAGAGAUCCUGAACAUAACGCAUCCUUCUGCCGUGCCUGCAUUGGAGCCUUCGGGCGAGAUCGGUCAGACCUCGGUGAUGGACAGAACUACAAGCCAUGAUUUGGGCGACGAAGCCGAAGAGGAGCAUGUUAUUGACGUCCGUGAAUGCCCAAUCUGUCAUCAGCCAAAGCUCCAUAAGAGAACGGAUGCCGAAAUCGUCCUGCAUAUUGCAACAUGUGCCAGUGCCGACUGGAGGCAGGUCAACAAUCUUGUUAUGGGCGGCUUCGUGACACAGUCGCAAGCUCAGCGCAAGUGGUAUUCCAAAGUCAUCACGAAGAUCAGCUAUGGUGGCUACAAGCUUGGUGCUAACAGCGCAAACAUUCUCGUUCAAGAUCGGAUCACGGGACAAAUCAACGAGGAGAGAAUGUCUGUCUAUGUUCGACUUGGCAUCCGCGUGCUCUACAAAGCUCUUGGCUCUCGAGAGAUGGAGCGGAAACGCAUCAAGAAGAUGCUGAAAUCGUUGUCAGUCAAGCAAGGCAAGAAAUACGACGAUCCUGCGUCUGCAUCGCAGAUCGAGGGAUUUAUUGCAUUCCAUCAGCUCAAUAUGGACGAAGUUCUGCUGCCGACCUCGGAAUUCCGGAACUUCAAUGAGUUUUUCUAUCGCGCUCUCAAGCCAAAUGCGAGACCUUGCUCCGCCCCUGAUCGUCCGGAGAUCAUUGUGUCGCCAGCGGACUGUCGCUCGGUUGUGUUCAACACCAUUGAUGACGCCACAAGCAUUUGGGUCAAGGGAAAAGACUACAGCAUCUCUCGCCUGUUCGGUGAUGCCUACCCGCUCGAUGCGAAGCGAUACCAGGGUGGUAGCAUGGGCAUCUUCCGGCUGGCCCCGCAGGACUAUCAUCGAUUCCAUAUACCAGUCGAUGGAGUGCUCGGUACGCCCAAGACGAUCGAAGGAGAAUACUACACUGUCAACCCCAUGGCCAUUCGUUCAGCGCUGGAUGUGUAUGGUGAGAACGUGCGUGUGGUAGUCCCAAUUGACAGCGUUGCUCAUGGUCGAGUAAUGUAUGUCUGUAUUGGCGCCAUGAUGGUGGGCAGCACUGUCAUCACACGUAAACCAGGUGAGAAGGUGAAGCGCGCUGAAGAGCUCGGGUACUUCAAAUUUGGCGGCUCGACCAUUCUCGUCUUCUUCGAGCCGGGCAAGAUGGUUUACGACGAUGAUCUGAUCGCAAACAGCAAAGGCGCUCUAGAAACGCUGGUUCGCGUUGGCAUGUCCAUUGGCCACUCUCCUCACGUCGACUCUCACAAACCAGAUAUGAAGAAAGAGAACAGCGAAGUCACCGAUCGAGAAAGAGAAGAGGCUAAACGUCGCAUCGAGGGCAGCAUGGCACCAGACAGAAACGUACCAAAGAUCGCUAUGUGA